This is a messenger RNA of Marasmius oreades (fairy-ring Marasmius), 1290 nucleotides long. RefSeq lists its product as uncharacterized. The coding region runs from base 1 to 1290 and encodes 429 amino acids. Gene Ontology annotation, molecular function: oxidoreductase activity, acting on paired donors, with incorporation or reduction of molecular oxygen; iron ion binding; monooxygenase activity. Lineage: Eukaryota; Fungi; Basidiomycota; Agaricomycetes; Agaricales; Marasmiaceae. The record is from RefSeq and is a predicted model, not a curated record. The transcript has 6 exons.
AUGUCUCCGACCAUUCCGUCCUGGCCCUUUGUAACCACAACUAUCACUCUGGCCAUUAUCUUCAUCUCCCUCCGCGCAAAAAAACGAAGCAAGACACCUUACCCUCCUGGACCCAGGCCUCGGUUUUUUGUGGGAAACUUAUUCGAUAUUCCCGCGAGUCAUCCAUGGAAAAUAUAUCGCGAGUGGGGAAAAAUUUACGGUGACCUGAUUCAUUUCGAGGUCAUCGGACAACAUACUGUUGUCGUCAACUCUCGUGAACUUGCUGACAGGAUGUUCGAAAAGCGCUCUCGAGUCUAUUCAGACCGCCCUUUGAUUCCUAUGCUAGACCUAACUGGUUGGAUGAAAUUGAACACCGGUCUGAUGCGGUAUGGAUCGGAUUGGCGAAUACAUAGAAGGCUUUAUAAAGAAGGAUUUCGGGCUACUUUGGUUCCGAACUACCAGGAUGUGCUUUCCUCAAAAGCUGAGCAAUUCGUGUCGAGCUUGCGUCAAAACCCUGAUUCAUUUGUGAACCAUAUAAGAACCUAUUCUGCCGCUACUAUAAUCGCAACUGUAUAUGGAUACGAUAUCGCACCAUCUAAUGACCGGUUUGUCGACCUCGCAGAACAAUCGGUCGGGACACUCUCGGAUGCUGUACAUCCAUCUGCAUUUGUUGUGAACGUUCUACCGUUCCUGCGCCAUCUUCCUCUUGCGUUCCCAGUCUUUAAGUUUCAACGGAUCGCACGAAGAACUCGAGGAAUGCUAAAUGAAAUGCGGACUGUACCAUACGAAUUCGUCAAAAAUAAUGUGGCAACAGGAAAAGGGAAGUUUUCUUUCCUCGCCAAACUACUGGAGGAUCAUACAGUCAAUGGUGGAGACAAGCACCAAAAAGACAUUAUAAAAGAUGUUGUAACUACAGCCUACGCCGGUAUGCCAGUGUUUUUGAAUUGUUUCAUUCCAAUGACGCCAACCAAUGUUCUCAGCCGGUGCAGAUACUGUGCGUGGCAACAGAACAAAUCAGUUCUUAAGUUGAAGUUGAAUCUUAUUUUUAUUGUUCAGACUGUUUCUGCACUCGUCACCUUUGUCCUCGCUAUGGCUCUACACCCAGAAAUUCAGAAACGGGCACAAAACGAGCUCGAUGUUGUCGUGGGGAAAGGCCGGCUUCCAACCUAUGUGGAUCGGUUUGGUUUACCCUACGUAGAGGCCAUCUUUCGCGAAGCGCUACGUUGGUCACCGGUCCUUCCUCUAGGUGUUUUUCAUGCCUCAUUCGUGGACGACAUAAUAGACGGCCAUUUCAUUCCAAAAGGGGAGUAA